AUGAAUUGAAUGGGUGCUCUCCAAUAAAAAUUAAAGCAAUUGAUGUUCACUGUUUGAGAGACUUCGUUCGUAAAUGAAUUAAAACUAUAAAAUAUACGGCCGAUAUGAAGAACGGAUUAAACUCAAUCGUUGAAAGCAUUCAAUGCCGUAUCAAUUAUAAAUUUUAGAACAUUUUUCUAGACAUGACAGCUUACCGCUAGCAGAAGUGGUUUCUGAUCGUAUUAUUGUUUUGAAUCGUGUCAACAGUAUAUUAACAAACUCAAAAUGAUGCAGUUUAUGCUUUUAUUUAGUCGUCAAGGGAAGCUACGACUUCAAAAGUGGUAUGUUGCAUACACGGAUAAACUUAAAAAGAAAAUUACUAGAGAAUUGGUGACCACAAUACUAUCAAGAAAACCAAAGAUGUGCUCAUUUUUGGAGUGGAGAGAAUUGAAAAUUGUGUACAAAAGGUAUGCAAGUCUGUAUUUUUGCUGUGCAGUGGAACAGUGUGACAAUGAACUUCUAACUUUGGAAAUAAUUCAUAGAUAUGUGGAACUUCUUGAUAAAUAUUUUGGGAGUGUUUGUGAAUUAGAUAUUAUUUUCAAUUUUGAGAAAGCCUAUUUUAUUCUUGAUGAAUUAUUACUUGGGGGUGAAGUUCAAGAAACUAGCAAAAAGAAUGUUUUAAAAGCCAUAGCUGCUCAAGAUUUGCUUCAAGAGGAUGAAGCUGUGGAAGGUGCUCUUAAAGAAUUUGGACUUGUGUAAUUGACUUAUAACUUUGGAAUCUUCAGAAAAAUAGUGUCACUAUUUGAUUUACAAGUUUUUUCCAUUUUGGUUUACAGAUGGUAAUUACAAAAUGAAAAUGGGGUACCAAUUGUUUAAAAUGGAGAUGGGUAAAAAAAAAACAUAUCAGAAAGAAAAAAAAUCGUGAUAUUUUGAAAAAAAUAUCUAUCUUUUGAAAACAAACUUACCUCUGCCCCACCCUUUUAGGCUGGGAUCUUAUUUAGUAUCACUGAAUGCAACUUUUAAAAAAUAUUUCACCCAUAUAUUUAUAGUUUUUUGGUCUUAUGUGUGUUUUUAUUUAAGAUUUUUGACUAUUUCCAUGCUCUUUUGGACUCACUGUAUUUUAGAACACUUUCUUUAAAAAUGAUACUCGUAUAGUGUUCAUUCACUCCAGAUACUCUUAUCUUCAGUGUUUGCCUGUGAUUACAUUUUCAAAACAAAAUGAGCAUCACAAAUAAAUUUAUAUGUUCACAAACCUGUUUGUAAAAAGAUUUUUUUUAUGUUAAGUAUUUUGAAAAAUUUUAAGACUAUCGAUAGAUUUAAAAAAUAUUGAACUCACUGAAGGAUAUAUUGUGAAAAAAAUCAAGAUAAAUAUGAUAUGCUUUAAUUACAUUUUGGUAAAUGAAUGUGUUCUUCCAAUUCAGGUGCUAAAUUGCACAAAAAUAGUAGUAUAUUAUUAUUACUAUUGAACUGUGAUCUUUAAAUUGUAGUGUGACUUAUAUAGCAGCAAUACUAUUUUUUUUUUUAAAUUUAUUUUUAGCAAUGGGUCUAUUUCGUUAAAUGUAUUGUUGGUGUUAAUUUUCUGGACUAAUUAUUGAUGCCAAAUUUAAAAAAAUAAUCAAUAUGUGUAAAUAAUGUCUUUUAUAUUAAUGAAAAGGAAAUGUUGAAUGUUUAGAAUAGUGUGUUAAUUUACUUAUUUCAAUGUAUCUAUCAAAAAUGUAUACAUUGUAAAAGGAGACUGUUGUACGCUGAUUUUUUGAAUUAAUUUUCUAUGUUCUAUAUAUAAAUGCAUAAUUUAAAUAUGUCAAAUUUCAAUACACUUUGCAAUUAUUGCUUUACUUUUUAUUCUUCCUAUUCUUUGUUGUCGUUUUAAUAUAAUGUUAUCUAGAGCAAGGAUUCUCAACCAGUUUUUAUGCAGUUAGGGAGAGUUAUCAAAAAUAAUCUUCACAAUGAUGGUUGAAUUUGGAAGUUUCGUUGAGAUGGGCUCUUCAAUUUCUUUCUAGCCAAAUUUUAAAUUAAAUGUAAGAAUCCAGUAAUAAGCUUGGCUACUGCUAAUGUACCUUUGCAAUGCUUAAAAAUAUGCAUUAUAAAUAAUUAAAAGUAAUUUAUUAAAUGUCAUUAAAAGGAAUAAUGUAACUUCAUGUGCCUCCUAAUGAGUCCCCUUUUACUUUACCUGAAGUGCAAUAUUAAUAUUCUAUUUUCCAUAUUUUUUUAUUAUAUUUUUACUGCUUUCAUAUAAAUGGAAUGAUACAAUAGAGUAAAUAUAAUGGAAAUUUCAUAUAAAUUCUAAUAUAUAAAUAGACCAAG
Messenger RNA from Parasteatoda tepidariorum (common house spider), 2283 nucleotides. Its product is annotated as AP-1 complex subunit sigma-2. Gene Ontology annotation, cellular component: membrane coat; AP-1 adaptor complex. Gene Ontology annotation, biological process: intracellular protein transport; vesicle-mediated transport. Gene Ontology annotation, molecular function: clathrin-cargo adaptor activity. Lineage: Eukaryota; Metazoa; Arthropoda; Arachnida; Araneae; Theridiidae. The record is from RefSeq and is a predicted model, not a curated record.